This is a messenger RNA of Colletotrichum destructivum, 1122 nucleotides long. Its product is annotated as Putative glycoside hydrolase family 71. Gene Ontology annotation, molecular function: glucan endo-1,3-alpha-glucosidase activity. Lineage: Eukaryota; Fungi; Ascomycota; Sordariomycetes; Glomerellales; Glomerellaceae. The transcript has a single exon. The record is from RefSeq and is a predicted model, not a curated record. Bases 1 to 1122 code for a protein of 373 amino acids.
AUGUCAGACUGCCGCGGUCGGGAUUCAGAGUGUGCUCCCGGCGGCCGUGGGGAAGUUGAAGCAGUCAGCUGGAACGACUACGGGGAGUCUCACUACAUUGGGCCCCUCGACGAUUCUCAGCACGAAGCCUUCACUGUUGGAGACGCCCCUUACAACUACGUCAAGGACAUGCCUCACGACGGCUGGAGAAAGCACCUCCCGUUCCUCAUUGAUCUCUUUAAGACCGGCACGUCCUCUGUCACAAAGGAGAGCAUGGUGACUUGGUUCCGCACAUUCCUCAACGAUGUCUGCGCUGACGGCUCCACUACCGCCAACACGGCCAGCCAUCUGCAGUUCGAGUAUUUGCCGGGCCAAGUGACGCCGGACCGCAUUUACUUCUCGGUUCUCUUGGCCAGACCGGCCGAGCUCAAGGUCUCCUUCGGAGGCACCGACUAUUCCAUCAGCGACUGGGACUACAUGCCCGACGGCGGUGUCGGAAUCUACCACACAAGCAUCCCGGUCCUUGGUGCUGGCGGCGCCUGGCACGCACAAGUCGUGAGAGGGAGCAGCGUGGUCAUCGACUACUCGGUGCCCCAAGGUAUCUCCGGAAGCUGUACAUCCGGUGUCGUCAACUGGAACCCGUGGGUAGGAUCGGCUUCCGCGAGCGGCUCCGUCUCUGGCAAACCCCCAAGAGACCUGUCCGAGCAGACUUGCAUCCAGGGCUGGGGCGAGGGCACCUUCACGAACGACAUCUGCAAGUUCACCUGCAAGUACGGCUACUGCCCGUCCAGCGCCUGUGUCUGCGCCAACAUGGGCGAAGCCAUCAAGCAGCCCAAGUCGACAGGCGUCCUCGGCUACCCUGCCAACGGCGAUGCCAACUACGGCGGGUUGUGCAACUUUGCGUGCAACCUGAGAUACUGCCCUUCCACUGCGUGUUCUACGGCGAAGCAGACCCCGUACGUGCCCAAGACCUCGUCUUUCAACUCAAACACCACCAAAGCCAAAGCUAACCCCGUCAGACAUAGAUAUCAAGUUUCCUGCUUAAUAACUUACGAGAAUAGACGAUACAGCACAGUUACAACAGCGACGUACAUCAGUCUUGGGGUAAACCUGUUGCCAGGCUUCAGAGUUACAAUCAAGUAA